AUGGCCGACUGCCUGCGCAAGAUUGUCAAGAACGAAGGCCCGUCGCGCCUGUACCGUGGCAUCGCCGCCCCGAUCAUGAUGGAGGCGCCCAAACGAGCGACCAAGUUCGCAGCCAACGACUCGUGGGGCGUCUUCUACCGCAACCUCUUCGGCGCGCAGAAACAGACGCAGCCGCUGGCGAUCUUGACCGGCGCGACCGCCGGUGCGACCGAGGCGUUCGUCGUCGUCCCCUUCGAGCUCGUCAAGAUCAGAUUGCAGGAUCCCGCGAGCGCAAGCAAAUAUAACGGCAUUGUGGACGUGGUGGCCAAGACAGUCAAGGCGGAGGGGCCUCUGGCGCUUUAUAACGGCCUGGAGUCCACGCUGUGGAGGCACAUACUCUGGAAUGCCGGCUACUUCGGCUGUAUUUUCCAGGUCAAGUCCCUGAUGCCCAAGGUCGACAAGUCACAGCGCGGGAAGGCCAUGUUGACCGAUUUCGUCUCCGGCACCAUCGGAGGCACGGUGGGCACGAUCCUCAACACUCCCAUGGAUGUCGUCAAGUCGCGCAUUCAGAAUUCGCCAAAGAUCAACGGCCAGGUGCCCAAGUAUAACUGGGCGUGGCCUGGAUUGGGCACCAUCAUGAAGGAGGAGGGUUUCGCGGCGCUGUACAAGGGCUUCUUGCCCAAGGUGUUGAGACUAGGUCCUGGGGGAGGUGUCUUGCUAGUGGUCUACACCGGCGUGAUGGAUUGGUUCAGAAAGAUGGGCGCCCAGCCGAUCGGUUAG
This is a messenger RNA of Cladophialophora carrionii CBS 160.54, 759 nucleotides long. RefSeq lists its product as uncharacterized. Bases 1 to 759 code for a protein of 252 amino acids. The transcript has a single exon. Lineage: Eukaryota; Fungi; Ascomycota; Eurotiomycetes; Chaetothyriales; Herpotrichiellaceae. The record is from RefSeq and is a predicted model, not a curated record. Gene Ontology annotation, biological process: transmembrane transport.